AUGCUGUAUUUCUUCAUAUUGGCGGCCGUACUGGCCUGUGGUCACACUGUCCAUGUGCCGAUGACCAGCGGUCACGACUGGGGAAACAACAUUAAAGGUCACUUCGUCUUCCAUGCUGAUGAGCUGAUUGAUGGUUGGGAACUUAUCAUCAAGUUCUCCUCGCCUAUGGUCAGAAUCCAGGAGAUGGAUGACAAGAUUGGAAAAGUCGUGAAAAAAUCUGAUGAUGGGUUGUUGUGGAUUAUAAACAACAGACCAGAGUAUGGCAUUGCACUUCCGGGAUCGACGCUCGACAUUGUCUUUCAGGGACAAUUUGCAGGCGAUACAGCGCCUACAGCUGUGGCCGAGCUAAUUAACUUCGCGAAAGACGGACAAACAGUUCCGACAGUUGUUCCGUCUACGGAUACGAAGUACGAUUAUGAUGAGAUAUUAGAGAAGUCGAUUCUAUUCUAUGAGGCCCAGCGGUCAGGGAAACUACCUCCAACCAAUCGGAUACCAUGGAGAGGGGAUUCGGCCUUGACCGACCGAGGACUAAACGGGGAAGAUCUCACUGGGGGCUGGUAUGACGCAGGUGACCAUGUAAAAUUCGGUCUACCUAUGUCUUCCACCGUUACCUUGCUCGCGUGGAGUAUGUUGAGAUUUAGAGACGCUUACGAGCACGCAGGGCAGAUGGAGUAUGCAUACGAUUGCAUAAGAUGGCCUCUUGAAUGGAUGCUGAAAUGUCACACAGCACCUGAAGAACUAUAUGUCCAAGUUGGAGAUGGCGGUCCCGAUCACGCGUAUUGGGGAAGACCGGAAGAGAUGACCAUGAGAAGACCUGCAUAUAAAGUCGACGCAACGAAACCAGGAAGUGACGUUGCUGCAGAAUAUGCUGCCGCAAUGGCUGCUAGUUAUCUGGUUUUCAAGGACAAAGACCCAGAAUUCGCUACGAAGCUCCUUACCCAUGCCAAGCAGCUGAACGACUUUGCGACCAAAUACCAUGGACGUUACAGCGACAGUGUGACCGCGGCCGCAGGUUACUACAGGUCUGACGCUUAUGAGGACGAGUUGUCUUGGGCGGGGGCGUGGUUAUACAAAGUCACCAACGAAACGGAUUACCUCACGCAAGCAGAACACUGGUACGUCAGCGGCGGCGCUUGGGGCCAAUCGUGGGACGAAAAAAUUGCCAGCUCUUCGAUUCUUCUGUACGAACUGACAGGAAAAGACGCUUACCUGCAAGACAUCGAGACGACAUUCACCGACUGGAUGCCAGGAGGAAGCGUGCCGUAUACUCCAAAGGGGCUAGCGUUUAGACUUCAGUGGGGAGCUCUCAGAUACUCAUCAAACAUGGCGUUUAUGGCGCUGAUAGCUGCCGAGGAUGGUAUACACAGCGAUGCUUACCGCGCAUGGGCGAUGUCUCAGAUACACUACGCCCUCGGAGAUACCGGAAGGAGUUUUGUUGUUGGUUAUGGAGUCAACCCACCCACUCACCCUCACCACAGAGCUGCGUCCUGUCCCUCAAUGCCCGCCCCUUGUUCUCACGCGGACCUGAAGAAUGCAGGACCCAGUCCUCACACCCUGUAUGGCGCUCUCGUUGGAGGUCCUGGUCAGUCUGACGACUACAAGGACAACCGUGAGAACUAUGUCAACAACGAGGUGGCAUGCGACUACAACUCCGGCUUCCAGGGCGCUAUCUCAGCAUUGGAAUCAUUAAGCCUGAGAGGACUGCUUCCGACAACGUCAUAAAAACAGCUGCCAUUUCUCCUCUGUAC
Messenger RNA from Ylistrum balloti, 1748 nucleotides. RefSeq names its product endoglucanase G-like. NCBI's taxonomy places the organism in Eukaryota, Metazoa, Mollusca, Bivalvia, Pectinida, Pectinidae. The coding region runs from base 1 to 1722 and encodes 573 amino acids. Gene Ontology annotation, biological process: carbohydrate metabolic process. The record is from RefSeq and is a predicted model, not a curated record. The transcript has 10 exons. Gene Ontology annotation, molecular function: hydrolase activity, hydrolyzing O-glycosyl compounds.